CCUGCAACUUCACCAAGAAGAAUGAGCACAGUAGGAGCUUGUUAACAUUAACAUGCUCCAAAUCCCCUCCAAGUCACACACAAUCCUGAUCUGGAAAUAUUGUAUAUCAGCAUUCCUUCAUUAUUCCAAGAUCGAAAUGCUGGAAACCACUUCCUUUCUCAGCCUUGACAAACAGCAUUGUGAGAGCAUGUUCAUCAAAUGGAUCCCAACAGUAAAAGAAGAUGCCUCAUCACCACCUGUCCAAGGACAAAUAAGGAGGCCAUUAAAUGCUGGUCUUGCAAGCAGUGCUGACAUACUGAGAUAUAUUGUUUAUGCCCACUUUGAAAGGGAGAACACAACUACAGCUGUGAAGAUCCCUGCUGCACCUGAUGACCCUGUGAUCUCUGACUCAGAGGCUGAUGUUAGGCUGUCUUUAACGAGAGUGAACACUCGCAACCCGGAAGGUCCUGAUGGAGUACCUGGUAAGGCUCUGAAAACCUGUGCCAACCAACUGGUGGGAGUAUUCAAGGACAUUUUCAACCUCUCACUGCUACGGGCAGAAGUUCCCACUUGCCUCAAAAAGGCAACAAUUACACCAGUGCCUAAGAAGAAUAACGUGAGCUGCCUUAAUGACUGCCGCCCGGUAGCACUCACACCAGCAGUGAUGAAACGCUUUGAGAGGUUGAUCAUGACCAGACUGAACUCCUGUCUCAGCAAGGACCUGGACCUAUUUUAAGUUGCCUAUCAUUACAACAGGUCAAUGGCAGACACAGUCUUAAUGGCUCCACACGUCUAGACCACCUGGACAACACAAACACCCACGUCAGGACGCAGUUCAUCGACUACAGCUCAGCACUUAAUACCAUCAUUCCCACAAUCCUGACUGAGAAGUUGCAGAACCUGGGCCUCUGUACCUCCUUUUGCAAUUGGAUCCUUGACUUCCUAACUGGAAGACCACAAUCUGUGUGGAUUGGUGAUAACAUAUCCUGAUUGCUAACGAUCAACACUGGUGCACCUCAGGGGUGUGUGCUUAGCCCACUGCUCUAUUCUCUAAACACAUGAGUGAGGCUAGGCAUAGCUCAAAUACCAUCUACAAAUUUGCUGAUGAUACAACCAUUGUUGGUAGAAUCUCAGAUGGAGAUGAGAGGGUGUACAGGAGUGAGAUAUGCCAACUAGUGGAAUGGUGCCGCAGCAACAACCUGGCACUCAACAUCAGUAAGACGAAAGAGCUGAUUCAGGAAGCGUAAGACGAAGGAACACAUACCAAUUUUCAUAGAGGGAUCAGAAGUAGAGAGAGUGAGCAGCUUCAAGUUCCUGGGUGUCAAGAUCUCUGAGAAUCUAACCUUGUCAUGGUCCGGUCUGUGAAGUCCGCGUUCCAGCUCACGGUCCGGUCUAUGGACUCCAGGCUCUGGGUCUUCCGGUGUUCUCUUGUCUCAAUUUGGGCUUAAUCGUAGGCACCUGAUUCUCAUCUUGGGGCAGGAAUAUAAGUGGCCCUGGGUCUUGUCAGUAUCAUGUCCUUGCCUCUGUGUGGGUUUGUCCUGUCCUUACCUCUGUGGGGUAAGUCAGGCUAUCAUUGCCAUUACUCUGAGGCAGGACUGUUCCCUUCCUUCCCUCCAAAGCCCUGCCUGCAACCUACCCUGAAGCACUGCCCUGCAAUCUGUGACUGGAGCCUUGCUUGGAGCCUCACCUCACUCUGCCUUGGCCCAGGGCCUGGCCUUGCCGUUGCUAGGUGGGUCCAGCCGUUUUGCCGCUACCUAGUGUUGGGAACUUCUUGUCGUGUUCAGUGUUCUGUGUCAUGAGUCCUGACCCUACGUCCUGUAUCCAAGGAGGGGUCCCGGCUCGGUGUUCCAAGUUCCUGUUCUCCCUUGACCAAGGCUCUGUGUUCUCGUCUUGUUGAUGUGCUUCGCCUAGCCCAGGAGUACCUUACCCAGCCUGGUGCUGGGGUUCCCUUGUCCGGUCCAGGAGUCUCACGUCCAGUCCUGUGCCUCUCCUCGUCUGGUAGCGACGUCUUGUCCUCCUACCCAAGAUCCUACUCAAGAUCCCACACCCCGCACUUCCCGUUUCUACCUCCUACCCAAGAUCCACAAACCUGCCUGUCCAGGUAGACCCAUUGUCUCAGCUUGCUCCUGCCCCACCGAACUCAUUUCUGCCUAUCUCGACUCUGUUUUAUUUCCCUUUGUUGAAUCCCUUCCCACCUAUGUUCAUGACACUUCUCACACUUUGAAUUUUUUCAAUGAUUUUAAGUUCCCUGGCCCCCACUGCUUUAUUUUCACCAUGAAUGUCCAGUCCGUAUAUACCUCCAUCCCCCACCUGGAAGGUCUCAAAGCUCUCAGCUUCUUUUUGGAUUCCAGACCUAACCAAUUCCCCUCUACCACAACUCUCCUCUGUCUAGCCAAAUUGGUUCUUACUCUCAAUAAUUUCUCCUUUGGCUUCUCCCUCUUCCUCCAAACCAAAGGUGUAGCCAUGGGCACCUGCAUGGGUCCAGUUAUGCCUGCCUUUUUAUUGGCUUUGUGGAACAGUCCAUGUUCCAAGCCUAUAUGGGUAUCCGUCCCCCUCUUUUCCUUCACUACAUCAACGACUGCAUUGGCGCUGCCUCCUGCACGUAUGCUGAGCUAACUGACUUCAUUAACUUUGACUCCUACUUUCACCCAGCCCUCAAAUUUACCUCAUCUGCUCUUUUCAUUGAGGCUUUUUAUUCCAGGAUGAAGGAGAUGUCUUCCUUUUUUAAACAAAGGGGCUUCCUUUCGUCUACCAUCAACUCUGCUCUCAAAUGCAUCUCUCCCAUUUCCCACACAUCUGCCCUCACCCCAUCCGCCCACCACCCCACUUGGGGUAGGGUUCCACUUGUCCUCACCUAUCACCCCACCAGCCUUCGGAUCCAACGUAUAAUUCUCCGUAACCAGAGUUAUGCAAAGGGAAAUCCAUGUCAGUGUAAUUGUUCGAGGUUUGAGGACGGCUUCCUCUGAGGUCAGUAUCUCAAGUCAAUGUUCAUGCUGCGGCGCAUACCACACAGCUCACAGUAUAUGCUCAGCAAACAAUCUACAACUGCAAAACAUUCCCAGAGACAGAAUCAUGUAGUACAUUUAGAACUUGCCAGGACUAAAAAAAAUAGCUAUAAGAGAUGCAUCUGCCGAACACUGCAAGUUUUAUUAUGGCAGAAACGGGUGUAAGAUAGGACAAAUGAGGAAAGAAAGUGAGAUGUUUAGAGGGAAAAGGAGGGUAAUGUCUGUGCUACUUGUGUAAACCUGGAUUAAUCGGAAGGCUAAUUAUGGGACUUUGAAGCAGGAAACUCUGUGAAUGAGGAUUGGAAGCAUAACUGAUCAUUUUGGAGGUUUGAAUAAUUAGAGAACGGAGGCCAUCUUUUGAAAGUUGAGUCUGUUAUGCUUUGUAACUUCAAAACAUAAAACUAAUCAAAAGAAAAACGUGGAGCUGGGGAUAACAUGUCUACUUCAUUCUUUACUUUAAUUUACCUUAGUCAGGCGUGCACAUAUGACGUGGCGGCAUAAUGAUGUGUACCAUACCCAUCCUUUACAUAUAACCCAUGUAAUGAAUUAUG
Messenger RNA from Hypanus sabinus (Atlantic stingray), 3535 nucleotides. RefSeq lists its product as uncharacterized. The coding region runs from base 53 to 715 and encodes 220 amino acids. The transcript is spliced from 2 exons. NCBI's taxonomy places the organism in Eukaryota, Metazoa, Chordata, Chondrichthyes, Myliobatiformes, Dasyatidae. The record is from RefSeq and is a predicted model, not a curated record.